ACCUGGUCAAACCAAAUCUUACAUCCGUCUUGUCGCAAGCCUGCCCUCUGUGCUUUACUGUUGAACCGUUUACUGAGAUCUUAAGCCAGCUGUACGCUUGUUUUACCUUCAUUUCUAGUUGUGUCUUCGACUUAGGAACUUAUUUUUAUACCAUGGACUUAUGUGGUUAAUUUUAGGAAAUGAACAUUAUGUCAAGGACUUAAGUGAUUUUGUUCUCUCCCACCGUGGGCCAGGAAGGAUUGUUUAUGUUCUCUCCAGUGUAAUUGUAAAAAGCCAUGGCCACAUUUAGCGGUGAUUAGAAGCAGAUCAGGUCGUCAACAUGUCUUCCUCGGGCAACAUAAUGGAUACAUCUACACCAACUACAACUACAACAAUUCCAAUAAACACGACAAACACUACGGUCGCAACAAAUCAGAGUGUUAGCUGGGUGACCCAUUUUAUAACACCAGCACAUUCUGUACAAGACAAUGACACGACAGGAAAAAUUAUUGCCGUUGUCGUCACGUUGAUUGCUGUUGUUGCGGCUCUUGUUGCUCUUUAUAUCUACUUAAGGAAAAACGGCACACUGGACAGGCUGCCGUGUCGGAAGUACACACGAACACGGAGGUCAUCGACUUGUAGCAGCAGACGAGCUCUGGAUGAACCGGAUGUGUUUGAGACUGGGCACAAUCCGAAACCGGAAGGUGACGUCGAGGAGAUGUUCACCAUCGAUGAUUACGAGGCUCAGGCUCAGAAUGAGGCUAAGGAGGAAUAUUUCUACGACGAGGUGUUCGGGCAGUCCCAGUUUGAGGACGAGGCGACCAAGAAAGCCAUGAGCCAGCUGUACAUGGCCCGUGAGACGGCAGAAGAAGAAGAAAUCCUUGACCUAGAUUUUGAGACGCUGGGAAUCAAAAUUGACGACAGCAGAUUUGAUGUCAAUAGAAAGAAUACAAUAUGAGUGUAAAAGCUCAACUUCUAAGGAUUAUAUUUCUGGGGAUUAUUGUUUUAAUUUAUGCUGAGGCUAUGGAAUUUUUUUUCCUGGGAUUGUAUAGUGGACAGUCCGAUUGCUACAUUUGUGCUAUGCUGUCCACUGAUUGUAUAGUGGACAGUCCAAUUGCUACAUUUGUGCUAUGAUGUCCACUGAUUGUAAAGUGGACAGUCCGAUUACUACAUUUGUGCUAAGCUGUCCACUGAUUGUAUAGUGGACAGUCCGAUUGCUACAUUUGUGCUAAGCUGUCCACUGAUUGUAUAGUGGACAGUCCGAUUGUUACAUUUGUGCUACGCUGUCCACUGAUUGUAUAGUGGACAGUCCGAUUGCUACAUUUGUGUUAAGCUGUCCACUGAUUGUAUGGUGGGCAGUCCGAUGCUGUCCACUGAUUUUUGAAGGUGAUUGACACAAUCUAAAAUAGACUUCUGUACCCACUGAUAGAAUCAGCAAAGACAAUUGGAUUACCCUACAGAGUUUUCUACUGUUGAUUUAAAUUACCUCUAUAAUUGGUUGACCAUUGGAUACUCUACAACAUGUGCUACUGUUUACUUAAAUUACCUGCAUAAUUAGUUGACCAUGAAGUGUCAAUCAAGAUCAGCAACGACACGGAGGGGGGGGGGGGGGUUGACCCACUUUAAGGACAGCACAGUUGAUGAAGAACAUGCAGCUAAAAAGUGGAGAGCAAAAAAUGUGUCCAGCUGACUUAGUGUGAUGUCAUUUGUGUGUUUUUUUAUCGUGACAAUUUUCAAACUCAAUUCCGGUUUGAUUUUAACCAACAUAACUUGAAUUUAUUAUAUUUUAUUUUACCCAAGACCACAAACCAGUAGUUUUUAUUUAGAUUAAUUUCUACUAGUGCUGUUGACAAUAUCAGUAAUCUUUUAUUCUCCUGUAAUGUUGAUCAGUAGAUAUAGCUUUAGUUUGGAUCUAUUGCCGCCAAAUAUAAAAUAAUACAUGUACAUAAAAACCAACGAAGAUUAUGAAUCCCAUGAAAAAGUAUAAAAAAAUGCAUAUAAUCCGCCUGCAAUUAGGUGUUAUAAUAGUGAAAGCGAUUAGGUGUUAUAAUAGUGAAUGAGAUUAGGUGUUAUAAUAGUGAAUGCGAUUAGGUGUUAUAAUAGUGAAUGCGAUUAGGUGUUAUACUAUUUUGAUAACAUGACAGACAGUUUGAUUUUUUUAAGACAAGAAAAGCAAUAUAAAAAAAUUAUAGGGAGACAAUUAUCAAAUAUCUCCAUGUCCUGUUUGUUGAGGCUUUUAUACUUAUGCUUCCUGUUAACGCCAUGUACAGGAAUUAUUUGUGUAAUAACAUGUUCAAAGCGAUAACCUAUGUCUCAUAUACAUUUUUUGUCUAUAGUCGAAGUAUCAUAUACUUAUACAUACAUUUAUUAUGUUGGAGAGUGUGAGAUUUACACACCGUAACAAUGGAGAAAUGUUGACGUGGAACGUUCUAGAAAUUGCUCGUCUGUUUGCAUGCAGUUUGGUUCUGUUAGUGAGUUGAGCGGGCGAAACACCCAUUUGUAUUAAAAGAGUUCACCAAAUUCACCAACCUCCUUAAAAGAAAAGUGGAGUUAAACCAAAAGAACUCAAUUAAAAAUUUAUGAACGAAAACAUGAACAAUUUGGGUGAUUUAAAAAAAAAUUGGUUGUUGUUGUUGUUGUGAUUAUUUACUUAAAUUAAUUUGUGUUAUAUACAUUUUCUGUAUAAAUUCUAAGAUGAACUCUGCUUGGCAUGACAAAAAUGACAGGAAGCGAGAAUGUGGCAAGCGUUGAAUGAUGACUAGAACUAUUGUUCAUGAGUACAGCAUUAAGAUUUAACCCGCCAUUUUGUUUGAUUGUCCAAUGCAGCCAUUAUUCAAAUGUUACAGUUUUUUAUAUUCUCAAAAAUAUUCCAUAUUUAAAUUUACUUUUUUUUUAAUUUUUACUUGGCCAUGUUACUAUUGUGUGUUCUAAAAUAUAUUGAUGAGCAAUAAUAAAAGAAAAUAAACCAAGUUCAACAUAAAGUUGAAGAGUAUAUUCACUAACGAUUUGUCUUUUAGAAACAUCUCAUUUAAAAUGGGGGUGGGGUGACACCAAGACGGACGAUUGU
Physella acuta is the source of this 3046-nucleotide messenger RNA. RefSeq lists its product as uncharacterized. NCBI's taxonomy places the organism in Eukaryota, Metazoa, Mollusca, Gastropoda, Physidae. The record is from RefSeq and is a predicted model, not a curated record.